AUGAGCGCCCACCUCAGGAGCACCCACGUCGCCCUGCUGCUCGCCCUGUGCCUGCUGCUGACUGCCGCAGACGCACGGCAGACCAGGGCGUCGCUGGGCCGCCGCCGCCUGCGUGCCAGCGCCCCCUCCCCCGCCCCUAUCCCCAAGCCCAUCAAGAUGACGCACGAGGAGCUGUGCGAGCUGCUGGCCUCGGCCCCGCCCAACGCCAGCCUGCUGCUGGCUGCCGACCCCGGCGUAUUCAGCGGAGUGCCAGAGGUGCGCUUCCUGCUGGAGAACGCAAAGGUGGAGGCCGACAAGGUCGGCCGCUCCGCCAGCUGCCCCUCUGUGGCCGUGGGCACCCUGCUGGGUCAGCCCGCCAUCAUGGGCACCACCGGCAUCGGCCCCCCCGCCGCCUCGGCCUGCACCGCGGAGCUGCUGUCGUGCGGCGCCGCCAUCGACAUGCGCGAGGUGGUGUGGCUGGGCACCUCGGGCUGGUCGCCGCAGCCCGGCGGCGUGCUGAACGCGGACGACUGCUCGGAGGCCAACCCCAGCACGGACGUGACGCGGGUGGGCGACAUCUGCGUGUCGCCCUUUGGGGAGGGCUGGUGCUUCAAGGCCAGCUGGACGGAGCAGGCCAGCGGCUUCCCCAACCAGUGCUUCCAGCCGCCGGUGGACCCGGGCCCAGAGGCCGACUUCCUCUUUGGCUACUGCAUGUUUGCCAACGCCUCGGACGCCAGCCUGGCGCUGGCCGACGAGCUGCCUGCGGACGAGGAGCUGUACUGGAGCGAGAUGCAGAACGGCACGGGGGUGGCGUACGGGUACGACGCCGCAGCGCCGCCCAAGGUGCGCGACUACACGGAGUGCGCUGAGGUGGCGUCGGAGAGCUUCUGGAGCGCGCACCCCUGGGACGCCCAGGCCCGCUCCUUUGUGGCUCAGCUCAUCACAACGUCGGGUGUCGCCAACGUGACGCAGAGGGAUGUGGUGGCGGUGUCGGCCAUGGAGGCCCGCGGCUUCCUCACAGCCAUCUACAACCAUAACGCCAACGCCGAGGUGUACCUGCCGCACGCCAUUGUGCGCGCCGCCUCCAACCUGGACUCAAUCAUGCCCGUGGCGCCCUCCCCCGAUGAGCCGGGCGUGUGGCUGGCGCAGCCGCUCAUCAACGAGGACGUGUCUGUGGGAUACGCCUUUGCAAUCGGCACCUCCUCAUCUGCCGUGCUCAACAUGUUCCGCCUGCGCUGCCUGGACGCCGGCGGCAGCGACGCGGAGUGCGCCUUCAAGAUCGUGCAGUGA
Chlorella variabilis is the source of this 1269-nucleotide messenger RNA. RefSeq lists its product as hypothetical. NCBI's taxonomy places the organism in Eukaryota, Viridiplantae, Chlorophyta, Trebouxiophyceae, Chlorellales, Chlorellaceae. Bases 1 to 1269 code for a protein of 422 amino acids. The record is from RefSeq and is a predicted model, not a curated record. The transcript is spliced from 8 exons.